Trichomonas vaginalis G3 is the source of this 348-nucleotide messenger RNA. RefSeq names its product organellar and viral DNA polymerase type B. The annotation marks the transcript as partial. The transcript has a single exon. NCBI's taxonomy places the organism in Eukaryota, Parabasalia, Trichomonadida, Trichomonadidae. The record is from RefSeq and is a predicted model, not a curated record.
AUGUAUCGGAAGUUGUCUAAGUUAGAACACUCGGAAAUAAAACAACUUCUUACAGAAGCUAAUAUAGAUGUUGCAAAGCAUUACGCAACAAACAAAAAAGCACUCGCUGACUUCAUUAAAGACUAUAAUGGUGCAAUAAAUUAUGAUAGAAUUCAUGAGUUCAUAAAGCCGCAACGCGGCGAGGACGAAGUCCAUGCAAUAGCAUUUCCUUUAAAUGACGUUGCUAUUGACUUAUAUCAUAGACGUUCAGUACCUCAUGAAGUAAGAAGAGAGAUGUUUGACAUAACAAAUGCAAACGUUGGUGAAACAAGAAGAAGAGACGACACACUGAAACAACAGAGAAGAGAG